Molecule: messenger RNA, 3510 nt
Organism: Thermothielavioides terrestris NRRL 8126
Lineage: Eukaryota; Fungi; Ascomycota; Sordariomycetes; Sordariales; Chaetomiaceae
Exons: 1
Coding region: 237-3050 (937 amino acids)
Source: RefSeq, a predicted model, not a curated record
GAAAAAAAAUGAGAACCCUCCACGUGGACAGUCACCGCUCUUUUUCCUCAGCCCACUCGCAGCCUCGAGCCGUCACCGUUCGCAGCGGUGUGCGGCACCCAGAGCGGCUUUUGGUCGUCGUCUGUGCGGAUCCAAGUUAGCAGCCAUCGAUCGCUGCGCUAAGCCCUAACUAACCAACUCCAGCACUGAGAACCUCUGAGUGACUCCUCCAGACCUGGGGAGACCUCUCCGCAGAGAUGGCCGACCCUGCGCGGUACAGAUAUGCGGACUCGGCGGAGAGGCGGUCGCCGCCCCUUUACAACCCCGCCCGUGCCUCCAUGCCCAUCACCAGCGCCGGCUACAGCUCCCUCUACAGCGGAGAUCUCCAUGCCAUGUCCGCCUCCCACCACGGAGGGCUUGUCUCGCGGCCUGUCGACGAGUACCGCACGAGCACCAUCCCCGUCAGCGCGAACACCUACGCCGUGAGGAAGGAGCCUCUCUCGAGGAGCACCAGUGUCAAUGAAAGCACCCGGGUCCACCGUCUCACUGACCCCGAGGGCAAGCGGCCCAUCAUCGUCACUACGAAGCACCACCCGUCCGCUCCGAGAUCUGGAAGCCCAUCGCGUGACCCCUACUGGUCGAAAGAUGAGGGGCAGUACUACGCCCAGCCCGCGUCGUCCAUCCCGCGAAGCCGAGCGGGCGACCAUGCUCACUCUGCUGCCGCCAUGGAUGAGGAGGAAUACCAGCGUCUGAAGGACAGGACCCAUCAGGAUAGGCUAGGGCACCGGACCGGCGAACCAUAUCGUACCUCUCGCCCGGGCCCGCUCUACGCCGGCUCCGAUCAUCGCACCAGCACGCUGGACUUUGACGAGGGCUACGAGUAUACGAAACCGAGCGACCUGGUUAGAUACGACCUCGAUCAUGAUCUUCACCGCCGCCGGAUCCGUCGGGAGAGCCUUGAUCGCUAUUAUCGGCCUACCGUCAGCAUCAGUACCGACCUGACUCGGCCGUUCGACCAGCCCGAUCGCCGUGCACGCGGGCCACCGCCACCCACAACCUGGGGCCUUGACAAGAUUAACAGGUCAGCGGCCGGUGGUAUUUACGAUGGAGCCGGCGCCCGGAUGCCCCUUCCCCCGUCUGCCACCCUGCCUCCUGACACACGGCGGCUUGAGAUUCCCGGGAGCCCCAGAGAAGAGCCCCGAGGCUUCCGUCCGCUAUCUAUGGUUCAAGACGAGCCUGGUCGGCGUGGUCAUUAUGGUGAUUAUUAUUACGAUGACAUCCUGCCUCCGCGAGACAUCCGCGAACGCGAACUUGAAUACUUCCAGGACGACGGCGUCGUCGCCCGUGGCUUCGGUAUCCGAGUUGACUCCAAUGACCUUGAGGGACGCCGUCGGCUUCCGGAAAGGCUAUACCUCGACGAACGCCGCGAGCGUCGGGAGCCUCAAAAACGGUACGAGGUCCGCGAGCCGAGGAAGCGACCAGAUGGCGACUUGGAGAUCGUCCACCACGAGUUUGAAGACCGGGAUCGCCGGCGACACCAUGAGCACGACCACGCAGUGGCCAGCGAAGCCGGGCGCGACAGAAAAGACAAGAGAUCUGAUGACGACGAGCCCGACAGUAAAAAGGACAGCCUCCGCGACAAGGCUGCUGCCGGACUUCGCCUUGCUGCCGCCACUGUCGGUAUCGGGUCUGCCUUGAAAGACAAAAACGACAAGCCCAACAAGGAGCCAUCCCCGACGAGAAGACACCCAGAGGAAGAUGUCGACAGCCGGAAGCCUGACGACGGUGACUCGAGGGAGAAGUCAAGCCGGAAGCCUGACGACAGUGACUCGAGGGAGAAGUCAAGCCGGAAGGAGCCCUUGCUCGGGGACGAAGACUUUGAAAUCGUUGAGUAUCCCAGGGACCGGGAGGAGCCGCGCAGUGGGACGGCGACCGAGCCUGAAGCCCCUGGUCCGAAGAAAAGCGGCGAUGCCGGAGUGUCAUCUCGUGACCACUCUUCAUCUAAUGACGAAGGAAAGACAAAGUCCCGUCGCCGUCCGCGGCAUUCCGUCUUCAACCCCAACGACACUGCCGCCUUGGCCGAGAUGAAAGCACGGUUGGCCGAGCUGAAGACCGACAACGCUGCGCGGAAAUCCGAGAAGCCCGAGCGGACCGUCGCCGACGAUAAGGAAACAUCCCCCGCCACCAAAGAGCCCCCACCGGAGGAUAAAACGUCAUCAACUGAGAAGCGCGAGCCCGACCCGGAUGCCGCGGCAUUGGUGCCCACGGAUGGUGAUGACAAGUCCCGCGACGAGAGACAAGCGCGCGUCGUGCCCCCGCCCAAGGAGACGGCGCAAGAGAAGAAGCCCCUUAAGGGCAUCCUCAAGCCGCCGCGCGCGCACUUUCCCGAGGAGCCAAACCCCGUCCGGGAAGGGGUCGCCCCGCACAAGGACGACAAGAGCAAGGCGAACGUGCCACCGGGCGCGAGGUGGACCAAGAUCAGCCGCAAGAUGGUAAACCCGGAGGCGCUCACCAUCGGCAAGGAGCGGUUCGAGGUGCGCGACGACUUCGUCAUCGUGCUGAGGGUGCUGAGCAGGGAGGAAAUCCAGGCAUAUGCCGAGGCGACGGCCACGUUACGACGUAUGUCCCACCUCCCCCCCCCCCCACCUUUUGCUGUGUUGAGAAAGUUGGAAGGGAGGAGAGGUCGCCUGCUAACUAACGUGCCCUUCCGGCGUGAACAGAGCGGCGAAGGAGGGAGUUCGAGCGCAAAAUGCGGGAAGAGGCGGAGCGUGACGAUGACAGUGACCGUGAGCGAGACCGAGACCGAGACCGCGACCGAGGCCGUGAACGAGAACGGGACCGUGGGCGUGACCGGGAUGGCAAGCACGACGAGGACGACGACGACAAGAAGAGGCGCCACCGCCAGCACCGACGCGAAAGGGAUGACGAUGAGCGGAGGGAGCGCGACCGCGAAAAGGACCGGCAUCGACGAUCCCACAGGCGCGAGUCCGAUGAGGAGGAGGAGAAUGAGGGUGGGGAGAGGUAUGGGGAGAGGGCGAGGCAUGAUGGGCAUCAUCGCCCGUAUCGAGUGAAGUGAUUUAUUUAGGAGGCGGCAGUUGAGGGGGGCUUAUAUGUGAGCGGAUAUGUGACAUGAGAUAUGGGAUAUGAUGUUUUUAUGACCUGUUUUUUACGGCUACUUUCUUCAUUUCGUGGGCGAUGGCUCUAUUUUGGAUGGGAUCUGUUGCGGCGCUGAUUGACACAGGCGUUGUUAAGCGAUGGAUGGUUACGAUGGAUGGGAUCUAGAGUUGCACGGCGCUGUCGAGGGAGGCGAGGAUACCAGCGAGGGAUGGAUGGUUGCCUUUCGAGUGUUUGAUCUUCAAAAGGUUGCAAGGCUUGCCUUUCCCUUAGGUUAUUUCGGGACUUCUUGAGACCAGAUUAGGGCGUAACGAAAAGUCUGCAGUGUCUGUCUCCACGAACAGCAUUCAGUGUCUGUGUCCACGCAUUAUCUUUCUUCAACUUCCUCCCACGCCGCUUUGCUUUUUUCCCCUCAGA